AUGGAGAACGACCGCGGAGACCUUGUUGACCUUUACGUCCCCCGAAAGUGCGCUGCCACUGGCCGCAUCAUUGAGGCCAAGGACCACGCUUCGGUUCAGAUCGCCGUUGCGGAUGUUGACUCGAACGGACGUAUGAUUCCUGGUCAAUCCACCAUCUUCCCCUUGUCCGGAUUCGUCCGUCAGCUUGGUGAGGGUGAUGAUUCGCUCAACCGUCUUGCUCAAAAGGAGGGUCUCCUCCGCAACGUCUGGAACGCCCAGAAGUAA
Messenger RNA from Ustilago hordei, 264 nucleotides. RefSeq names its product putative 40s ribosomal protein s21. Lineage: Eukaryota; Fungi; Basidiomycota; Ustilaginomycetes; Ustilaginales; Ustilaginaceae. Gene Ontology annotation, cellular component: cytosolic small ribosomal subunit; ribosome. Gene Ontology annotation, molecular function: structural constituent of ribosome. Gene Ontology annotation, biological process: endonucleolytic cleavage to generate mature 3'-end of SSU-rRNA from (SSU-rRNA, 5.8S rRNA, LSU-rRNA); translation; endonucleolytic cleavage in ITS1 to separate SSU-rRNA from 5.8S rRNA and LSU-rRNA from tricistronic rRNA transcript (SSU-rRNA, 5.8S rRNA, LSU-rRNA). The transcript is spliced from 3 exons. Bases 1 to 264 code for a protein of 87 amino acids. The record is from RefSeq and is a predicted model, not a curated record.